Messenger RNA from Racocetra persica, 361 nucleotides. Lineage: Eukaryota; Fungi; Glomeromycota; Glomeromycetes; Diversisporales; Gigasporaceae. The record is from the annotation of a GenBank genome assembly.
AUGAUUCAUUUAUAUAAACGAAAACUCUCUUCACAUAAAUUUGUUGAAGUAAAUGAUUCAACAACUCCUACUACAACCACACCAAAUAGCGAUAAUAUUUCUACAACUGUAUCAAGUACGUCAACUCAAGCUGAAGACUUGGAUUCUGAGCAAUUGCCUUCUUCACAAAGAUCUUCGGUAUCUUCAAUCAUAGCAAUUGAAGUUAUGACUGAUACUUUAUCAAAUUUACUCCGUGCUCAAGGUGGUGAAAUUGAAGUUUCAACCCCAACAGCUAAUUACGACACAUUUGAUCACGGAACAACAUUAUUUAAAGUAAAAUCUUUGGAUAAUAAUGAUCAUAAAGAAAAAAAACCUUCGGAAA